CUCUCUGUUCAUUGAUUCAUUUGAGAUACUAGCACCCUUAUCUUGACCUUACCCCCAUAUACUUCUAUACCCACUCUCCAUGGCGGCCUCAACAGGUACCGGGUGGGCUCAGCUCCGGCAGCAAGCCCGCUCUCUCGAAACCCAGACUGAAAGCCUAUUCCACUCCUACUCGCAAUAUGCGUCGAUGACAACCCUCCCCCGAGACCCAACUGAGGAAGAACUCCGACUGGAAUCACAACUAAAAGGAUUGCUCGAAAAGCGUCAAGCCCUCGUCUCUCAACUCUCCCGUCUCCUCGACUCCGAAGCCACCUUGACCUCCUCCGCCCUGAAACAGAACAACCUCGCCCGCCACCGUGAAAUCCUCCAAGACCACCGCCGGGAACUCCAACGGCUCACCGCCGCCAUUGCAGAAUCGCGCGACCGCGCAAAUCUACUCACCAAUGUCCGCUCCGACAUCGAUGCCUAUCGGGCGUCGAAUCCCGCCGCCGCCGAAGCCGACUACAUGCUCGAGGAGCGGGGUCGGAUCGACCAAAGCCACAACGUGAUAGACGGCGUUUUGAGCCAAGCAUACGCCAUCAACGAGAACUUCGGGCUUCAGCGCGAGACGUUGGCCAGUAUUAAUCGGCGCAUUGUUGGAGCCGCUAGCCAGGUGCCCGGGAUGAAUGCGUUGAUCGGGAAGAUUGGGUCGAAGCGGAGGCGAGAUGCGCUUAUCUUGGGGGCCUUUAUCGGAUUUUGCUUUUUGAUGCUGCUUUGGUUCCGAUAAGUGCAUGCUAGGUCCGCUUUAGCUUGGUGUCAGAUCUCUACUUUAGCGGUGUGAUUUUCUGGUUUCUUUGUCAUCUAUUAUACUGCUGUCUAUAGUGUGAGGGCGUUAUGGGAUUGGGCACUUCUCGCUGCUGCUAUACAGGAAAUGUUAAUUUGUGGGUCCUGAGGUUU
This is a messenger RNA of Aspergillus pseudonomiae, 933 nucleotides long. RefSeq names its product putative vesicle transport v-SNARE protein Gos1. Gene Ontology annotation, cellular component: cis-Golgi network; Golgi membrane; Golgi medial cisterna. The record is from RefSeq and is a predicted model, not a curated record. Bases 80 to 763 code for a protein of 227 amino acids. Gene Ontology annotation, molecular function: SNAP receptor activity. The transcript is spliced from 3 exons. Gene Ontology annotation, biological process: endoplasmic reticulum to Golgi vesicle-mediated transport; vesicle fusion. Lineage: Eukaryota; Fungi; Ascomycota; Eurotiomycetes; Eurotiales; Aspergillaceae.